Messenger RNA from Silurus meridionalis, 1319 nucleotides. RefSeq names its product Rab9 effector protein with kelch motifs (gene rabepk). The transcript is spliced from 8 exons. The record is from RefSeq and is a predicted model, not a curated record. Bases 237 to 1268 code for a protein of 343 amino acids. Lineage: Eukaryota; Metazoa; Chordata; Actinopteri; Siluriformes; Siluridae. Gene Ontology annotation, molecular function: protein binding.
GUGCGCGCACAACAAUCCACAGAAGAAGCGCAAGUUGCCCAGAGAAACAUAAUUCGGACGGAUAUAAAAUAGCUUUUUGUUCCCUACAUUUGUGCCCUGUGUCGUGUUUUCAGUCGGAGAGCAUUAAGUGCACUAUAUUAUUAAUGUGGACUCAUUUGGGACGGAGCCACUCCAUGUUCGAUUGAGCAGUGUUCGCUGAUCUUGUCUUCAGGUGUGUCGUCGAUUUUGACAGACUCAUGGAGCUUCUGCCCAUCCUCAGCCCGGAAGAUAAGCCAAGAGAAAAGCAGUGGUAUGCUCUGGUUCCCCGAGGUGAAGCUCCAGGACUCAGCGUGGGUCACACAUGCACGUUCUUGCCCUCAGCUAAUGGGGGAAAAGGACAAAUCGUGGUUGUCGGCGGUGCGAAUCCAAGCGGCAGCUUUUCACACUCGUUUCUUAUAAAUUUCGACAGUCACAAAUGGGACAUUCCUGAUUGGGAAGGUCUACAGGCGCGAUACGAACACUGCUGCUUCGUGGCCGAGAGCGAUCCCGGGAGCCUGUGGGUGUUCGGAGGAGCCGAACAGAGCGCUAACCGGAACUGCGUUCAGGUUUUACACACCACGGACAGCGCUCCUUGGAGGACAGUGGAAGUGAAAGGGACACUCCCUAGCCCGAGGACAUACCACACUAACUCAGCAUGUGUUGGAGACAGACUGUUCGUCUUCUCCGGUGGAGAGACGGGGGCCAUUCCGGUCACCGACCCCCAGGUGCACGUCUUUGACACAGUAACCUGCACAUGGUCACAGCCGGAGUGCAAAGGAAAGCCUCCCUCGCCACGGCACGGUCAUGUGAUCAUAGCCGUCGGUUCGGUCAUCUACAUCCAUGGAGGGAUGGCAGGAGAGAAGCUCCAUUCCGACAUGUUCUCUCUGGAUACAGAGAGUAUGACGUGGGAGCGGGUGAAGGCCAAAGGAGACGUUCCUCCAGGAACAGCAGCUCACUCCGCUGUAGCUUUGGGCAGAAACGUUUAUAUUUUCGGAGGGAUGACGGCAGACGGAGCGAGCAAUUCCAUGUACAAGUUUCAGAGUGACAAACAACGAUGGACUCUGAUGAAAUUCGAAGGUGACCUUCCACCUAACCGACUGGACCACUCUAUGUGCGUCUUGCCUUGGCCGGAAAGGGCAGACGUCAGCCCGGAGGAGAAAGCAGACCGGAAGCAUUUGUGCUUUGUGUUCGGAGGCAUGGAUACUCAGGGGCUCAUUUUCAACGACUGUUUGGUUACAGUGUUAACUUGAUGCGCUUUACUUCUUUUUUUAUAUAAUAAACAAAACUCUGGUUUAAAUCCA